Messenger RNA from Xiphias gladius (swordfish), 1773 nucleotides. Its product is annotated as 3-mercaptopyruvate sulfurtransferase-like. The record is from RefSeq and is a predicted model, not a curated record. NCBI's taxonomy places the organism in Eukaryota, Metazoa, Chordata, Actinopteri, Istiophoriformes, Xiphiidae. Gene Ontology annotation, molecular function: thiosulfate-cyanide sulfurtransferase activity. Gene Ontology annotation, cellular component: mitochondrion. The transcript is spliced from 2 exons. Gene Ontology annotation, biological process: transsulfuration. The coding region runs from base 28 to 906 and encodes 292 amino acids.
AGCCUGGCUGUCUCUCCGGGAUCAACCAUGGCGCUCCGAGCGAGGACUCUGGUCACCUCCAAAUGGCUCGCAGAGGCUGCGGAGGUGCAUGGGAAAGUGCGCAUCUUGGACACGUCUUGGUAUUUGCCCAAACUGCGGCGCAACGCAGAGAGCGAGUUCAAAAAGAGGCACAUACCGGGUGCGGCUUUUUUUGACAUAGACCGGUGCUGUGAUAAAACCUCUCCCCUGGACCACAUGCUGCCGACGGAGAAGAGUUUCGCGGAUUAUGCGGGGAGUCUGGGAAUAGGGAGCGACACGCACGUCGUGGUGUACGACGCCAGCGAGUUCGGCGCGUUCUCGGCGCCCCGUGUGUGGUGGAUGUUCCGGGUGUUCGGGCACAGCGCGGUCUCGCUGCUCAACGGGGGGCUCAGGAACUGGGAGCUGGAGGGUCGGCCCGUGAGUGACAAGUCGGUCAGACCGGCACCGACCGAGUUCAAGGCCUCUCUGAACCGCUCCUGGGUCAAGACCUACGAGGAUAUCCUGGAUAACCUGGACACCAAGGGGUUCCAGGUGGUCGACGCCAGGCCGGCAGGCAGGUUCAGAGGAGUGGACCCCGAACCCAGAGACAACACAGAGCCCGGCCACAUCCCUGGCUCCAUCAACGUGCCCUUCCACUCCUUCCUGUCCCCGUCGGGUCACUUCCUGCCCAAGGAGCAACUCCGGGCCUUGUUCGCCCGGGCGGGGGUGGACCUCGGUUACCCUCUCUGUGUCUUAUGCGGCUCGGCCGUGACUGCGUGUCACGUGGCACUGGCGGCCCACGGCUGCGGACACCCGGGGGUGUCGGUGUACGACGGCGGUUGGUCAGAGUGGUACACCCGCGCCGCCCCCGAGCACGUAAUAUCUGAAGGACGAGGGAAAAGUUUGUGAUUGGUUUGGAAGUAAAAGGAGGUGUGUUUGAUGGUUUAAGACUGGACCAGACUUGGACUGAUUGACAAGAAAAGAAGAAUGAAGUUCUUAGUUUGUUGUUGGGGAAAGUGUGCUAAGGUUUAAAGGAAUAGUUUGAAUAGUUUUUGUGGGAAGUGCUUACUGCUUAUUUGCUUCCUUGCAAAGGUUAGAUUAGAAAAUUGAUACCGCUCUCGUGCCUGCUGGUUGACUUAGCUUAGCACAACGACGCGAAACAGCGGGAAGCAGCUAGCCUGGCUCUGUCUGAAGGCAAUGAAAUCCACCUACCGGGACCCCUGAAUUUUUCCUAAUUAACACGCUGUGUCUCGUUUGCUUACGCGCUGCACGCACAGAAAUGUGACAACGGCAGGUUUCGGUGGCUUGAUAUUUAGCUCACAGACGAGAGCGGUGUUGGUCUUUUCAUCUUCUGUAAUUCUCCGCAAGACGGGAAAAUAAGCAAAGUUCCCAAAAAAUGUCAAACUCCUACUUUAACAUUAAAAAAAAUAACAGGUAAUCUAAAGUAUAGAUCACUAAAGGGCGUUUUUUUUCCAAACACACAGUGUAAAUCAGCUGAAGAACCAACAAUGUGUGAACACUAAACUUGACUCAUUAAGCAGUUUUGAAACAGGAGAGGGUCUUUUUAUAGCAGCAAUGCUUAUGUCUGAAAUACAGUAUAUUUAGAAUGCUUUUUAGAUACACACGCACACAAAAGGGCACGCAAACACACACGCAAACACACACUGCCUCAAGAGUGUCUCAUUUCCUUUCAAUGUAUCCACUAGUGAAAGAAAAUGAUUCGCAUCCAAUAAAUAAAUACACUGGAACUAACUGUCAGUGAUGUUUUGUCAUUUU